CUAAAAUGGGUCAGACUCUGGAGAGCAGCUCCAGUCUCAUCAUCACCAUCACCCGGAGGAGAGAGCAACCAAAUCACGGCUUUAAUCCGUGACAUAUCCGUCAUAGACCAUCGUCAUCCCUUCCUUUUUUAUAAAUAGUCUGUAUUCUAUUUGGUGUUCUCUCUGGAUGGAUGGAGGUUCGUCUUCGGUCUCUGGGACUGAACCGGUUCGGUAAAGACCUCCACACGCUUCGCGCAGACACCGACUCCUCGAACUGUGCUCAGACCGGCGGAUGGAUGCGGGACGCUGGGUCGCGUUCUCGGUGAAAACAAAGGAGACGGACUAAAGUCCUGCCACGUGAACUUUGGACCCUCAGAGCGUCUGAACAUCUGAUGGAGGACUGUUUACGCCAACGCUGUCGUCCUGCUCGUUCUUGUGGAUCCCUGCUCUCUCUGUUUCUGAUCGCACGCUGUUGAUCUGCAGCCGCCAUGUUUCCGUGUCACUUCAGUCGACCCACGCGGACACCGCUCGCCACCGUCCUCGUGAUGAUUAUGAUGGUGGUGCUGAUGUCACUUCCUGUGUCAGCUGUGGAGCCUGAGACUUGUUACUCGAGACAACACCAGAGCGCCAGAGUCAACGCCAAACUGGCGCUAAACAGAGCGGGGACGCAGAUGGUCACUCGACUGGUUCGCUCAGAAAGGGACUGUGUCCUCGCCUGCUGCUCAGAGGACGUCCAGCCUGGUACCAAGUGCAACAUGGCUGUCUAUGUUGGCAACAAGCAAGACGAGGACAAACGCGACGGUAACUGCAUGUUGUUCCACUGUCAGAGUGAACAGGACUGUCCUUUAAUGAAGGCUCAGGACGGAGUCAACACCUACGACAUCUACAAAGGGUUGAUUCAUCCUACCACAGUGAGAGCUCUCACUACAACAACCACAAAAGAGACCACGACUACCAUGACCGCGCCACCACCGACGACACCCACAACCACAACCACCAAAGCGACUUCCACCACCACACAGAGCACAACAACAAUGCCAGCAACCACCACAACCACAACGACCACAACCACAGAGCCAACUACCACCACCACCGCCACAACAACACCAACCACCACAACAACACCAACCACCACAGAGGCACCAGCAACCACCACAGCACCUCCACCCAUCCUCAUCAUCGCCACAAUGCCUGCAAUACCUCCAUCACCCACAACCAUUACCAGCACAACAACAACAGCAGCAAUGACGACAACAACAACAACAACAACAACAGAAGAAACUCCCACCACCACAGCGGCUGCCGCCAUUGUCACCAUGAAAAAGAUACAAAACAAAACCAGCAGAAAACAAAAUAAAACCACCAAGAAAGGAAAACCUCAUCCUAUCACAACCACCACCACCACCCAGCCAACAACAACCUCCACCACGACAUCACUUCCUGUUAUACAACAGGAAGGGAUGUCAGGCGAAGAGGACGAACAGAGAAUUACCAACAAACUUGUACAUGUUGAAAGUAUCACAACUAGCACGGUUCCCACAACGACUACGAUAACAGCUACCACCACUGCUCCUGCCACCACUACUACCACAACAACUACUACUCCUACUACUACUACUACUACCACUACAACGACCACUAUUAGUACUUCUACAACUACUAGUACAACAACUAUGACUGCCGACGAACCGCCCACUGCGAAGACGACUCCUGCAGUGAGCCUGGUCAUUGUCCCCAAAGACGCCGCCCAGAACUCGAAUGUUGCGCAGGGGAAAGUGUCUACAGCGCGCGGGGCGCUGAAGAGUGGCAUGGUGGCGUUCAUGGUGCUGGGGCUCGCCAUGCUAACGCUAGCCCUGGCCAUUGGUGGACGGAAGGCGAUGGAGUCGUUUGACCGGCGCCAUUACACGAGACUGGAGCUCAACGACCUGCACUACGAGGUGUGAGAUGUCGGGAAAAAAUGUUUCAGGACAAAAUGCUCAAACAAAUGAUUGUUUAGCAUCGAUUAGCAUCCGAUAACUUUGAAACGACACAUAGUGGUUUAUCACCAAGUUAUUGUUCUGUCACAUUGGCUCGUUACGUAUGAUCGCACCAGAACGUUCUGAGAUUGUAUGGAUUCUGAAAAGUCUCCGAUAAUUUGUAUUUUGCGCGUCCACAGAAAAUUUUCUUUAAUGUUUCUCAACAUUAACCCGAGUUUAAUAUGUGAAGGCUCUCAGUAAUCUUGGUCAUAUGUGUCUUCAGUAGUUAGCUGCUAACUACUCAAGGUUACGAAGGUUUUGACUUUGCAAUUUUAACGCCAGCCUCGAAUUUCAGUAAAACCCCUUUUUUAUUUUCUGAAAUGUAAGAUUCUGCCUCAGAAAUGUAAUGUUCACACUGAACGGUAAGAAAAUUCUUUGGGUCAAAAUAUUCCGAUAUAAAAAAAUUCACGUCGCUAUUCGGAUCGUUAGCCCAAGCCAAAGUGUAUUCCAUGCCAGUCAGUUUUCCGAUCAAAAAGUUUCCCAAAAUUUCUGUUUGCCUUAUCUAAUUUGUUUCAUCAAUUUCGGAAGUUGGUCAGAAUGCUUACGUCUUAGCCACCAAAAAAAAUGUUUCACUUGAGUGAUUCACGUUGAGAUUCGAAUCGUUAGCCCAAGCCAAAAAAGUACAAAGGUAAAUGACGUAACUGCCCAACAUUUCUCUUCAUUUCUUCCUUUCUUUUUCUAAUGUGUUUUAUCAACUUCGGAAACUUUCCCUACAUAUUUUUGGGACUACUACAAUUUUACAGAAUGCUAACGUCUUAAUCGAGACUUUUUUCCAUAUUGUGUUUUACGCCGUGCUUUUUUUUUUUUUUUUACAUAUUUUAGCUUUAAAGCUACUUAUGUAUGAGCCAGAGAGAUCGCAAACUCCGUCGCCACCUGGUUUUUAACGUGUCGACCAUGGAGAAACUUUCAGCGGGCGAAAGAACGCAGAAGAAGAACAGCAAUAUUUUUAAUUCUCUGAUUCUCAGGAAACCUCUGACGUGGAACAGGAAGUGAACGCUGGACGUAGACGGUUCUGUGAAUACGACAAAAACACCUGCAUGUCUUUUUACUAACACAAGCUUCACUUCUCUCUCUCUCACUGUGUUGUUUUUUUCUAUUUCCUGUUUCACACAUGGAACGAGCCUUUUGAUGCAAUCCCUCUGAAAAUGAUGCACUAUCGUUUGCUGUGGUCUUUUGAUAAAUGUGAUCGGCUUCUUUUUUCAAUAUAUUAAUAGACGAUAGAUUGUUUUUUCACGGGUGAGUCGAGUCACCGGCUGCGCACUAUUUUCCUAUAAUCGCUAAAUUCCGUUUGUACGGGACAUGUCUGUGAAUUGUGGAGAUGGUGGCGAUUGCUCCGGCUGAGCUGCCGCCGUUCACCAGCAGGUGGCAGCGUCGGCCUGUUCAAUGUGACCUGACAAAACUGACACGUUUCACUGAAGUCGCUUUGAUUGGUACUUCCUGUUUAAUUAACGAUGAUGUCAUAGUUUUUUGGUCUUGUUUUUCGUGAAGUGAUGCUUUUGCAUAAGUUUGGAAAACAAAUUGGUUGUUUUGUUCUUGUAAAGAUUAAAAUAUGUGAUUUUUGAAA
Solea senegalensis (Senegalese sole) is the source of this 3558-nucleotide messenger RNA. It is a transcript of the gene mansc1, whose product is annotated as MANSC domain containing 1. Bases 468 to 1922 code for a protein of 484 amino acids. NCBI's taxonomy places the organism in Eukaryota, Metazoa, Chordata, Actinopteri, Pleuronectiformes, Soleidae. The record is from RefSeq and is a predicted model, not a curated record. The transcript has 5 exons.